Molecule: messenger RNA, 3793 nt
Organism: Lethenteron reissneri (Far Eastern brook lamprey)
Lineage: Eukaryota; Metazoa; Chordata; Hyperoartia; Petromyzontiformes; Petromyzontidae
Product: pleckstrin homology-like domain family A member 2
Biological process (GO): positive regulation of apoptotic process
Molecular function (GO): phosphatidylinositol phosphate binding
Source: RefSeq, a predicted model, not a curated record
GGCGUUGUUGUUGCUGCUGCUGCUGCUGCUCGCGUCCACCACGGACGCACGGAUUUCACCUCACUGCGUUCACCUCACGGAGUUUGUCCCACGGCCGUCUCGUUUCGUCUCCGUCUGUCGCUUCUCUAUCGCUUCUCUCCGCGUCUCUGUCGCCCGCUGGCUCGCUCCGUCACUGGGUUUACGCAGCGCGACCGACUUUGUGCGUUGGAGCACAAAAAAAACCGAAACCGACGCGAAUAAAUUAAUGAAAAGCUUGCGAAACCACCACGACGACGAAGAAGAAUUAGUAGAAUUAGAAGCGUGUUCUAGUUUAGUCGACGGGGUUUGUCGUCGCGGGUGGGUGUUGUGAGGCGAUCGGUUGGGGCCGCUGUCGUUUUUUUGUUUUCCCGCCAUUUGCGUUUCUUAGGGUUUCUGAAGCAGCUGAUUGCUGCUAUUUGUUAAAAUUGUAAUUUAUUAAGACGUAUAAUGGUAGGGUGAAUGUAACGGAGUGUCAUGCGGCGGUUGAAUUGGAAUGUGUGAAUAGUUAAUGAUGCUGAGCAGAUGAGGAAACGUUGCUUUGGCUUAGUGUUGAACAUGCCGAAUGAGGCAACACAUUUAUUUGCGAUUCUGAUGUUAAUUAAACAUAAAUAAGAAUUAUCACACUGCAUUAAAAUACGCUUAAUGCAAUGUGAAGGCGCAAGAGACAUUUGACAGCCGAUAAAGUAACGUCGAUAAUUUUAGUAUUGUACAGUAUAUACACAACAAAUUUACAAAAUUAAAAAAAAUACAAAUCUACUUGUUAAAUAUAGUGGGGGGGAAAUUAACAUCGCACUGUAGUGCUAGUGUUGUACGACAAUUAUAUAGCUUUUUUAUAUUGACAAUUAUAUAGAUUUAUAUAUUGACAAUUGAUCCUCCAAUCAGAGGAGACGUUCGCGUCAGUAGUGAGGAAUUAGUCUGCUACAGAUCGAUUUAGCUUCAUAGGCAUUGAGUAGCCCUAUCCAGCAGCAGUGAAGACAUCAUCAACAUCAGCAGCAACAUUGAGUAGAUCUAUCCAGCAGCAGUGAAGACAUCAGCAGCGGACAUUGAAUAACCCUAUCCAGCAGUGUGAAGACAUCAACAUCAGUAGCAGCGACAUUGAGUAGCCCUAUCCAGCAGCAGUGAAGACAUCAACAUCAUCAACAUCAGCAGUGGCAUUGAGUAGCUCUAUCCAGCAGCAGUGUUGAGACAUCAACAACAUCAGCAUUGAGUAGCUCUAUCCAGCAGCCGUGUAAAGACAUCAACAACAACAUCAGCAUUGAGUAGCCCUAUCCAGCAGCAGCAGUGUAAAGACUUCAUCAACAUCAUCAACAACAUCAGCAAGGACAUUGAGUAGCCCUGUCCAGCAGCAGUGAAGACAUCAACAUCAGCAGCGGACAUUGAAUAUCCAUAUCCAGCAGUGUGAAGACAUCAACAUUAUCAACAUCAGCAGUGGCAUUGAGUAGCCCUAUCCAGCAGCAGCAGUGUGAAGACUUCAUGAACAUCAUCAACAACAUCAGCAAGGACAUUGAGUAGCCCUAUCCAGCAGCAAGCAGUGUGAGACAUCAACAACAUCAGCAUUGAGUAGCUCUAUCCAGCAGCAGCAGCAGUAAAGACAUCAACAACAUCAUCAUCAGCAGUAGGAAGGAAUACGAAGGGGGGUGGUGGUGGUGGGGUGGUGAGAAAGAUGAGGCCACACUGCGAGGUCGUGCAGGAGGAGGCCCUCAAGGAAGGCGAGAUUGAGAAACGUAGCGACGGCUUUCUGCAGCAGUGGAAGAAGAAACGCUGCGUCCUCACCAGCGAUGGUCUCAUGCUCUUCCCGUGUGACUCCGGCUCCACAUCGUCCGGGUCCAUCAUCUCCGUGUCGCACGGGGAUGGCGUGGGCCAUGGCAACAGGAGGAAGGCCCCCAAAUCCCUGCGCUUCGACGCAGUGAAGACACUGGACUGCGUCGACCGCAAAGGCCGCUUCGUCUACUUCACCAUCGUGACGGCAUCCAACCGCGAGAUCGACUUCAGGUGCCUGGAGGACACGACAUGGAGCGCCGAGAUCACGCUGGCCCUCGUCGGAUUCAAGAACCGCCAAGCGCUACGCGAUCGCGACCAGAAGAAGAUGCUGGCGGCGCGAGUGGCUGUCGAACGUGGCGACGAUGGAGGCAGAAUUAAUGGACGCGGAAGAGAUGGUGGAGGUGGUGGAGAUCGUGGAGGUGGUUUUGGAGGUCGUGGUGGUGUUGGAGGAGGUGUCUGGGCUGAAGGCGCGGCAGUCGCCGGCCCAGUGGGAGGGCUUUAUCACACUCCGCAGCAGCAGCGACAUCGCUCCGGUUAAAUCAAGAAAGCCUGGAUUGCGAGAGUGAUUAAAUGCCGCUUUUGUUGACCGAGCUGGAUUACCAGACGCUGCCAAGGCCUCGUCGCGAGAGGGCAGCAGUGCUGCUUCCUUUCCUCGCUGCGUUCCUGAACACUUCAUCUGAACGUCUGAUCCACACCUUCCAGACCAUCAUAAUAAGUACAGUGAAUUCCUCAAAGACUUGCUGCAACGAUGGCAAGGAUAUGUUUUGCGCGCGUCGGUGGCGCCUGGGUGCUGUAACGCGCAAAAUCGACAAACAUCUCUGCACGACGCUCAUUCACGACAGCAAGAAUAUUAUCGCGAGCGGAGAGCAACUCUUGAAUAAUGAAAAACGACGGACGCCUCCCAUGUUUUGGCUUGCGCUGCCGAGUCUUGGAUUUACGCCUGAGGCCUGCAUACAACAUGGAUGGAAGUGCAUCUGGCUGGACUGGUUGCCGGCCGAUCGCCAAACUGUGAUGAUGAAUUCACGGCGUUUUAACGAAGCACAUAACUUGUGCAGAUGGGAAUGAGGAUGUAACGAGUGAACACUUGUGCAUAACCAGGGACUUUUAGUCACAGUGUCGAAUUAUAAAUGUACACUUUAUCGUUACGCAUAGAUUGACAACAAUUAAAGGAGCUCGUGAAAGCUUCCUUGGCUAAUUGCUGGUAUUUUCACAGACUAGUAUGGCAAUGUCUUAGUGGCUGCUUUUCACAAAUUUUAAAUCAACAACUACAUUGUAGUUUUUUUUCAGCCCAGAAAUAUGUAGAUAAGUUUUGCGUUGUUUUCCACGUUCAUCGUUGAACGUUAUCUAAUAACUAAUCUAUUUUAAUUCCCAUUUUUAAAAUGCUUUAGAAUUGGUGGCAUUUAAAAUUGAACGAUUGAUGGAGUAAAUUAAGUUUCAGUAACUGACAACAACAAAAAAUCCCGUGACCUUUCAACAGCAAAGUUAAAUUCACAUUGAUGUGCGCAAAAGGUCACGGUAAAAUCAUAGCCAAGUAUUUAAUAACUUGAAAGAAGGUCGGUGUGUUUUCAUAUUUAUUUUAGCAGCGAUUUAGAAUGUUAUCAACGUUAUGCCUGCAGUUGCGAAGAUAUCGUAAUGUGUAGUGUUGCAGUUGUGUAUGGUCUGACUGCAUUGCACCUCUAUGGAUGAGUAAUCUGUUACCAAGUUGGUGGAUUACGUGAACGUUACCAAUCUUUAGCUUAUUUUCACUUUCUGUAUAAACUUAUAGUCCAUCUUGUUUGUAAGAUUAUUUUACAAUUGUGACUUAACAUCGCAUUACCAUAUGCUCUUGUUAUAGAAUUAAUUAUCUGCCACUGGAUAAGUAUGCAUGCUCAUUUCUUCCAUCGCUCUUAGAACGUCUUCACAAUUGUUGAUUUUUUUAACUUCCAUUUUACCGACUCGGUCUUAAGCUAAUACAGUAGCAAAUACACUUAAAUAACUGUUUUAUAAGUACAAUAAAGUAGAUAUUGUAUCUCCA